GCAAUGGAAUCGGCUCCUCGUUUCAGCCUUUCCCAUUUCCUUUUCUCCCUCAAUAUCUCUUUGGGCAACUCUAGGAGUCUUUGAAGGGAGAGUAAGUGCCAAAGCUAUGAGAAAACCUUGCUGCGAUAAACAAGGCAAUAACAAAGGAGCAUGGUCCACGCAAGAAGAUCAGAAGCUCAUUGAUUAUAUUCAAACUCACGGUGAAGGUUGUUGGCGUUCUCUCCCUGAGGCCGCAGGUUUGCACCGCUGUGGCAAGAGUUGUAGGCUAAGAUGGAUAAACUAUCUUAGGCCAGACAUAAAACGUGGUAACUUUGGACAAGAUGAAGAGGACCUCAUUAUUAAGCUACAUGCUCUCCUUGGCAAUAGGUGGGCAUUGAUAGCAGGAAGAUUGCCAGGAAGAACUGAUAAUGAGGUGAAGAACUAUUGGAACUCUCAUUUAAAGAAAAAGCUAAUAAACAUGGGAAUUGACCCAAAUAAUCAUCGCUUGAACCAAAUUCUUCCUCGUCUUCAAGCUGAGCCUGCUGCUCCUGUUAUUGCUACAUCAACUACUACAGGGUCUAAGAAUAAUGUUGCUGCAAGCAAAACCAAGAAUUUAUCAAAUGGUGACAAUGAUAGGGUUUCUGACACAGCAACUUGUCUCGAAGACGAUUACAAAUCUUUGGUGACACAGCAAGCUGCAACUUCUGGUUCUUCAAGCAUUAAUAUUGAUCUCAACAUUGCAGCUCCAGUUUCUCCGGGUCACAGGACCACUUUUGGAAACAAGCAACAAAAUUGCAAGUGGGGCAAAACUAGCCAAGUUGAGAGAGACCCAUCAUCAUUGCCAACUCUGCUUCUUUUUAGAUGAAGCAAUUUCUCGAUUGUAGGAAGAGCAUGAUUUAAAUCGUUUGGUUUGGAGUACUAAUUUAACUAGACACUUUUUUUUUUUAA
Messenger RNA from Populus nigra (black poplar), 927 nucleotides. RefSeq names its product transcription repressor MYB6-like. The transcript has 3 exons. The record is from RefSeq and is a predicted model, not a curated record. The coding region runs from base 107 to 844 and encodes 245 amino acids. Lineage: Eukaryota; Viridiplantae; Streptophyta; Magnoliopsida; Malpighiales; Salicaceae.